AUGGGGGACUCUGCUACUGUCCCACAAAUUCUGUACUCGACUGUACCGGGAUAUUUCUUGCAAGAUGAUCCGGCCAUCGACCCCAAAACCUUUGACUACGCGAAGGAAGGCUUCGGGUUGAUCGAUCAAGCCUACGAUACGGACGAGACCUUGGAAAUAGAGCUCAAGAAGCUUCCCUGGGCAAGAUUCGAACAUAAAGUGCGCUCCUUGAAUCAGCAUACCGCUUCAAACGUUCGCUUCGCCGUCCUCUUCAUGGGAAGACAUGGCCAGGGAUUUCAUAACGUGGCGGAGGCUUACUACGGAACCAAAGCCUGGGAUGACUACUGGUCGAAAUUAGACGGCAACGGGACCAUAACUUGGUCGGAUGCCCAUUUAACUGAAGAAGGGGUCAGCCAAGCGAAAGUUGCCCGAGAUACAUGGGCUGCUCAGAUGAAGAACUCCAUCCCUCUCCCAGAGGCGUAUUAUACCAGUCCGUUAGAUCGGUGUCUUGCUACUGCAAAGGUCACUUUCAGUGAACUUCAACUUCCUCCGUCUCAUCCGUUUAUUCCAACUGUAAAGGAGCUUCUCCGGGAAACACUCGGAGUACAUACAUGUGAUAGACGCAGCUCCAAGGACCACAUCGAAAGCACGUACGCAACAUACAAAAUAGAGCCUGGGUUUACACAAAAGGACACGUUAUGGGACCCUGAAAUUCGAGAAUCAGACUCCGAUCGAGAUGUCCGUUUGAAGAAAUUGCUUGAUGACAUCUUUUCUCAUGAUAGAAGCACAUUCAUGUCCCUCACCGCCCAUGGCGGAGCUAUCAGGUCUAUCCUUAAUGUCAUUGGCCAUCGUGACUUUGGAUUGCAGACCGGUGCUGUUAUCCCUGUUCUCGUUCGGAUAGAGACACGAUCCGAUGCCCCUGAGGAGCCAGAGGAGGAUUUGACCAUCAAAGUACAAGGUCUCAAUUAG
Molecule: messenger RNA, 948 nt
Organism: Nannizzia gypsea CBS 118893
Lineage: Eukaryota; Fungi; Ascomycota; Eurotiomycetes; Onygenales; Arthrodermataceae
Product: phosphoglycerate mutase
Exons: 4
Coding region: 1-948 (315 amino acids)
Cellular component (GO): cytoplasm
Molecular function (GO): phosphatase activity
Source: RefSeq, a predicted model, not a curated record